Messenger RNA from Austrofundulus limnaeus, 1530 nucleotides. Its product is annotated as integrator complex subunit 6. Gene Ontology annotation, cellular component: integrator complex. The record is from RefSeq and is a predicted model, not a curated record. Gene Ontology annotation, biological process: snRNA 3'-end processing. Lineage: Eukaryota; Metazoa; Chordata; Actinopteri; Cyprinodontiformes; Rivulidae.
GGCACAGCGCGUUCAGUGUAGGGAGAAGCAGGGACUUACUGUCGGGGAAACUUUCUUACUAUGAAACUUAGGAAUAUUUUCAAAAUAUAGUAAAAAUUAUCCAAACCCCUCGUAAAUCAAUAACCUGCCCCAASGUUUUGAGGCGUUUCGCUUAGUUUUCUCGGAAUGGGCUUCUAUACUCACUAUUCUUACACUUUUUUGAAAGAAUGUGUGAGACAGGCAGUUAGCAAGCUAGCUAGCUAGCUGGCUAGCUGGGAGGUGAGACAGGCGGCAGGAGAACAAAAGAUUUUUUUUAGCCUUUUGGCCGGUUGUACUGACACCAAGUCCAUGCAGAACGUGUCGUUACCAUCACAAUGCCCGUUUUACUUUUUCUGAUAGACACGUCCGCGUCAAUGAACCAGCGCACCCAUCUGGGCACUACCUAUCUGGACAUAGCAAAAGGCGCUGUUGAGACUUUUAUGAAGCUCAGAGGCAGAGAUCCGGCGAGCCGAGGGGACCGGUACAUGUUGGUAAAUUUUGAAGAUGCUCCGUUCGGGAUCAAGGCUGGAUGGAAAGAGAGCCAUGCUACUUUCAUGACAGAGUUGAGGAAUCUCCAAGCGAACGGACUCACAACGUUUGGCCAGUCUUUGAGGACGUCUUUUGAUUUACUCAAUCUCAAUAGAUUAGUGACUGGCAUAGACAACUAUGGACAGGGAAGAAAUCCUUUUUUCCUUGAACCUGCAAUCAUCAUUGCAAUCAGUGAUGGCAACAAGUUGACGGGCAGCAGCGGCGUUCAGGACGAGCUCCACCUGCCCCUGACCACCCCGCUGCCGGGCAGUGAGCUGACCAAGGAGCCCUUUCGCUGGGACCAACGUCUGUUUGCUCUGGUGCUGCGGAUCCCUGGCAACGCUUCAGUUGAACCCGAGCCCCUCGGUGGCGUCCCGCCCGACGAUUCUCCCAUCACACCCAUGUGUGAGGUCACCGGAGGACGUUCCUACAGUGUUUUCUCUCAGCGCAUGUUGAAUCAGUGUCUGGAGUCUCUGGUGCAGAAAAUCCAGAGUGGUGUCGUGAUAAACUUUGAGAAGACUGGGCCGGACCCGCCUCCUCUGGAGGACGCUCCAGCUGAGGCGCUGAAGUCUGGACCCCAGCCUUGGCAUUGUUGUCACAAACUGAUCUACGUGCGACCCAACCCUAAAACCGGGGUCCCCAUCGGGCACUGGCCCAUCCCUGAGGCCUUUUGGCCUGACCAGAACUCUCCAACACUCCCCCCCCGCUCAGCCCACCCACACAUCCGUUUCUCCUGUGUGGACGCUGAGCCCAUGGUGAUAGACAAAGUGCCCUUCGACAAGUACGAGCUGGAGCCUUCGCCGCUCACACAGUACAUUCUGGAGAGGAAAUCCCCUCACACCUGCUGGCAGGUGUUUGUAAGUAACAGUGCCAAGUACAGCGACCUGGGCCAACCUUUUGGGUACCUAAAGGCCAGCACAGCUCUGAACUGUGUCAACCUGUUCGUAAUGCCCUACAACUACCCCGUUCUUCUACCACUUCUGG